Messenger RNA from Pongo pygmaeus (Bornean orangutan), 6986 nucleotides. RefSeq names its product ATPase plasma membrane Ca2+ transporting 1 (gene ATP2B1). Bases 241 to 3756 code for a protein of 1171 amino acids. The record is from RefSeq and is a predicted model, not a curated record. Lineage: Eukaryota; Metazoa; Chordata; Mammalia; Primates; Hominidae. Gene Ontology annotation, cellular component: plasma membrane; intracellular membrane-bounded organelle. Gene Ontology annotation, molecular function: PDZ domain binding; ATP binding; P-type calcium transporter activity. The transcript is spliced from 22 exons. Gene Ontology annotation, biological process: regulation of cytosolic calcium ion concentration; calcium ion transmembrane transport.
UUUUUGUAUUUUUAUGGAAAUGUGUAUAUCUCAUGAUUGAUAUGAAGAAACUAGUCAUGGGCCAAAGGUCAAGAUACUUCUCUGGGAAAUGUUGCUGCUGAUGCUGCUUUACAAAGUCAUACAAUGAGUGUUUGGUUUAAGAAAGAUUUUCAUAUUUAAAAGAUUUUCAUCUUGGAAAUACAUCAAGUGAAAAUUAAAUUCUUUUGGGAAACAUUUUCCUUCUGAUAUAUUAUACUUGUAAUGGGCGACAUGGCAAACAACUCAGUUGCUUACAGUGGUGUGAAAAACUCUUUGAAGGAAGCUAAUCAUGAUGGAGACUUUGGAAUUACGCUCGCAGAGCUGCGGGCUCUCAUGGAGCUCAGGUCCACAGAUGCAUUACGAAAAAUACAGGAAAGCUAUGGAGACGUCUAUGGAAUUUGCACCAAAUUGAAAACGUCUCCCAAUGAAGGUUUAAGUGGAAACCCUGCAGAUUUAGAAAGAAGAGAAGCAGUGUUUGGAAAGAAUUUUAUACCUCCUAAAAAGCCAAAAACCUUUCUUCAAUUAGUAUGGGAAGCAUUACAAGAUGUCACUUUAAUUAUAUUAGAAAUUGCAGCCAUAGUAUCAUUGGGCCUUUCUUUUUAUCAGCCUCCAGAAGGGGAUAAUGCACUUUGUGGAGAAGUUUCUGUUGGGGAGGAAGAAGGUGAAGGUGAAACUGGUUGGAUUGAAGGAGCUGCAAUCCUCUUGUCUGUAGUGUGUGUGGUGUUAGUAACAGCUUUCAAUGACUGGAGUAAGGAAAAACAGUUUAGAGGUUUGCAGAGCCGAAUUGAACAAGAACAGAAGUUCACUGUCAUCAGGGGUGGUCAGGUCAUUCAGAUACCUGUAGCUGACAUUACUGUUGGAGAUAUUGCUCAAGUGAAAUAUGGUGAUCUUCUUCCAGCUGAUGGCAUACUUAUUCAAGGCAACGAUCUUAAAAUUGAUGAAAGCUCAUUGACUGGUGAAUCAGAUCAUGUUAAGAAGUCUUUAGAUAAGGAUCCCUUACUUCUAUCAGGUACUCAUGUAAUGGAAGGCUCUGGAAGAAUGGUAGUUACAGCUGUAGGUGUAAAUUCUCAAACUGGAAUUAUCUUUACCUUACUUGGAGCUGGAGGUGAAGAGGAAGAGAAGAAAGAUGAGAAGAAAAAGGAAAAGAAAAAUAAGAAACAAGAUGGAGCUAUUGAGAAUCGCAAUAAAGCAAAAGCCCAGGAUGGUGCAGCCAUGGAAAUGCAGCCAUUGAAGAGUGAAGAAGGUGGAGAUGGUGAUGAAAAAGAUAAAAAGAAAGCAAAUUUGCCAAAAAAGGAAAAAUCUGUUUUACAAGGGAAACUUACAAAACUGGCUGUUCAGAUUGGCAAAGCAGGUCUGUUGAUGUCUGCCAUCACAGUUAUCAUUCUAGUAUUAUAUUUUGUCAUUGACACCUUCUGGGUUCAGAAAAGACCAUGGCUUGCUGAGUGCACACCAAUUUAUAUACAAUACUUUGUGAAGUUCUUCAUUAUUGGAGUUACAGUUUUAGUGGUCGCAGUGCCAGAAGGUCUUCCACUUGCAGUCACGAUCUCACUGGCUUAUUCAGUCAAAAAAAUGAUGAAAGAUAAUAACUUAGUAAGGCAUCUGGAUGCUUGUGAAACCAUGGGAAAUGCUACAGCUAUUUGUUCAGAUAAAACAGGAACUUUGACAAUGAACAGAAUGACAGUCGUUCAAGCUUACAUAAAUGAAAAACAUUAUAAAAAGGUUCCUGAACCAGAAGCUAUUCCACCAAAUAUUUUGUCCUAUCUUGUAACAGGAAUUUCUGUGAAUUGUGCUUAUACAUCAAAAAUAUUGCCACCAGAGAAAGAGGGUGGAUUACCUCGUCACGUUGGUAAUAAAACUGAAUGUGCCUUGUUGGGACUUCUUUUGGAUUUAAAACGGGAUUAUCAGGAUGUUAGAAAUGAAAUACCAGAAGAAGCAUUGUACAAAGUCUACACCUUCAAUUCUGUUAGGAAGUCCAUGAGUACUGUCCUGAAAAAUUCAGAUGGAAGUUAUCGAAUAUUCAGCAAGGGUGCAUCUGAGAUAAUUCUGAAAAAGUGUUUCAAAAUCUUGAGUGCUAAUGGUGAGGCAAAAGUGUUCAGACCAAGGGACCGUGAUGAUAUUGUAAAAACUGUGAUUGAACCGAUGGCAUCAGAAGGCUUGAGAACCAUAUGUCUUGCAUUCAGAGAUUUUCCAGCAGGAGAACCAGAACCAGAGUGGGAUAAUGAAAAUGAUAUUGUCACCGGCCUUACAUGCAUUGCUGUUGUGGGGAUUGAAGAUCCUGUGAGACCUGAGGUGCCAGAUGCAAUUAAAAAGUGUCAGAGGGCUGGAAUUACUGUGCGGAUGGUCACUGGUGAUAAUAUUAAUACUGCUCGGGCCAUUGCUACCAAAUGUGGUAUUUUACAUCCUGGGGAAGAUUUUCUGUGCCUAGAAGGUAAAGAUUUUAACAGAAGAAUACGAAAUGAAAAAGGAGAGAUUGAGCAAGAGAGGAUAGACAAGAUUUGGCCAAAGCUUCGAGUACUUGCAAGAUCAUCUCCUACUGAUAAGCAUACACUGGUUAAAGGUAUAAUUGACAGCACUGUCUCAGACCAACGCCAGGUUGUAGCUGUGACUGGUGAUGGUACAAAUGAUGGCCCAGCACUAAAGAAAGCAGAUGUUGGAUUUGCAAUGGGUAUUGCUGGAACUGAUGUAGCUAAAGAAGCAUCCGAUAUUAUUCUCACAGAUGACAACUUUACAAGCAUUGUUAAAGCAGUUAUGUGGGGACGAAAUGUCUAUGACAGCAUCUCAAAAUUCCUUCAGUUCCAACUUACUGUUAAUGUAGUGGCAGUGAUUGUUGCUUUUACGGGCGCCUGCAUUACUCAAGACUCACCGCUUAAGGCUGUGCAGAUGCUGUGGGUAAACCUCAUAAUGGAUACACUCGCUUCCCUGGCUCUGGCAACGGAACCACCCACUGAGUCUCUCUUGCUUCGGAAACCUUAUGGUAGAAAUAAGCCUCUCAUCUCACGUACAAUGAUGAAGAAUAUUUUGGGUCAUGCAUUCUAUCAACUUGUAGUAGUCUUUACACUCUUAUUUGCUGGAGAAAAGUUUUUUGACAUUGAUAGUGGAAGAAAUGCUCCUUUGCAUGCUCCUCCUUCAGAACAUUAUACUAUUGUUUUUAAUACCUUUGUGCUGAUGCAACUUUUCAACGAAAUAAAUGCCCGGAAAAUUCAUGGUGAAAGAAAUGUAUUUGAAGGAAUCUUUAACAAUGCCAUCUUCUGCACAAUUGUUUUAGGCACUUUUGUGGUACAGAUAAUAAUUGUGCAGUUUGGUGGAAAACCUUUCAGUUGUUCAGAACUUUCAAUAGAACAGUGGCUAUGGUCAAUAUUCCUAGGAAUGGGAACAUUACUCUGGGGCCAGCUUAUUUCAACAAUUCCAACUAGCCGUUUAAAAUUCCUCAAAGAAGCUGGUCAUGGAACACAAAAGGAAGAAAUACCUGAGGAGGAAUUAGCAGAGGAUGUUGAAGAGAUUGAUCACGCUGAAAGGGAGUUGCGGCGUGGCCAAAUCUUGUGGUUUAGAGGUCUGAACAGAAUCCAAACACAGAUGGAUGUAGUGAAUGCUUUCCAGAGUGGAAGUUCCAUUCAGGGGGCUCUAAGGCGACAACCCUCCAUCGCCAGCCAGCAUCAUGAUGUAACAAAUAUUUCUACCCCUACACAUGUAGUGUUUUCCUCUUCUACUGCUUCUACUACUGUGGGAUUCGAGUGGUGAAUGCAUUUCGUAGUUCUUUAUAUGAAGGGUUAGAAAAACCGGAAUCAAGAAGUUCGAUUCACAACUUUAUGACACAUCCUGAGUUUAGGAUAGAAGAUUCAGAGCCUCAUAUCCCCCUUAUUGAUGACACUGAUGCUGAAGAUGAUGCUCCUACAAAACGUAACUCCAGUCCUCCGCCCUCUCCCAACAAAAAUAACAAUGCUGUUGACAGUGGAAUUCACCUUACAAUAGAAAUGAACAAGUCUGCUACCUCUUCAUCCCCAGGAAGCCCACUACAUAGUUUGGAAACAUCACUCUGAUUGUAAGCUGAAUGUUAACACACUAGCUGCAUUGUAAAGAAACAAAUUGAAACUGGGUCUUUUCACAUAUUGUGAUGGACAAGCUAGUAUUCUUGUCUUUGGACUUCAACAGAAGACACACUUGUACGAAUGUAGAUUUAUUUUUUUAAAAAAAAAAAAAGCAAAGCUUUCUGCCAGACUGAGGGUGCUUUUUGGGGGGUGGGAGAAAUGAACUGACAGAUAAACAGUAACUCAGCGUAAGUGACCCGUGGAUCAUCAGUAGUACCCAAGCAUGGUCCUGAACAGUGUAUUAGCAGAGCUUUAGUUUAUCUCAGUCCUGGAUGGGAGAGAGGGAGGAGUAAAACUGGGCAAGACAAAGAGCCCUGGAUCGUUGAAUUGACAGUUUAAUUUCUGCUGUUGGCUGUUAAUAAUUUGGAUUAUUUAUGUUUAUAAAUGAUACAGAUCUGUUUACAAGGUUUGUAGAUACUUUUUUUGUUCCUGUUCAUAGAUGGGAAGCUUCCUUAUAACUGAUGCAGAGAAAAAUUAGUCCUUCAAAUACUGCUGUAUUUUCAGGAAAAAAAAAAGGGGUGUUUCUAUUGAAACUGUACUAAAUUUUUGCCUACAAUUUACCUUGUUAAAUAUUGUAGAUAAAUUGCUAAUACUAAUAGCCAAAUAGAUAACACUAAUGCUUUGUUUAAAAAAACGAAAAAAACAAAACAAAACAAAAAAACAUGAGCAGUGGUGUUCUAAUGAAGUUAUGACAUCUGUCCUAAUUAGUUUCUUAAAUACAUUUACUACUUAAUGGUUUUGAAGCAACUGUUUAAUUUUUAAAAUUUUUGAAAACUUGCUAAUAACCUUUUGUUCAGAAUUUAGUAGAUUGUUUAAUGCAGGACAUCAACUACAUAAUGAAAGAUGCUUGAAAUGCUUUUGUUAUUUCAGGCAAAUCAAAUUAAAUCAGACUAUCAAACUACAAGAGAACCUUAGUCCUUUUUGUUUUUGUCUAAACAUGUUAGUUUAGUGAUGUCUUGGUGAACUGUGAGUGAACUGUAUUGAUUUUUCUAAUCUUUAGAGACCUUCACACAGCAUGAGGGCUGUUGGCAUUUUGAAAAAGGUUAAUAAGUAGAAGCAUACAUGUUUUCCUUUUGUUUUUGAAACUUGUUUGUAAACAUAAAUAAAUAUGCCCUUUUAUUAAAUAAAUUCAUGGCAAUGUUUUUUUAAAAGACAUUUCGGCUUCUUUACUCAAUUCUGCAUAUACAGUGCAUCAGUCUGUUCUCUUUGACCACAAUUGGAAUACAUUUCAAGAUGGUAACAGCCCCAUGAAGUACCGCUUUAAUUCCUUGCUGGUAAUUUAAUAGAAUCAGAUUAAGAAAAUUAACACAAUUUUGCCAUUUGACGUACUCUUCAUUUAAUUUAGUUUCUCUAAAAUAGUCUCACAGGUAAAAAACAUAAUAACAAUGACCACCAUUGUCUUUGAUAAAUUUAUUUUAAUUCUUAAGUGGCCAAAUAACAGAUUAGGUAAAAUGAGAUUACAUGAAAAGGUUCUAAAAUGAUAUAUUUAGAUGCAAUAAUUAACCAUAUGCUAGAAUGCCCACCUCUAAGCCAAUUGGAUUCUUUAGCUCUCUUUUUCUUUCCUUUGUCUACCUUCUUCCCUUUUUUGCCUCUGUCUUUACCGUUUAGAAACGGGCAUGUGUUAGGGCCCAGAUUUCACCAGAUACACAAUCCUCAGGCUGACAUAAAGUUUACGAGGACUGCUACUAUAACUGAGAGUGCUGACCAAGCAAAGAAACAUUUAGUUGAUGGUGCUUGAUAUUUUUGGUGGGUGGGGGAAAUCUUUUUCUCACCAUCAAAUCUUUGCAGUAAUCCUCUGCAGGUCUUAGAAACACAUUGGCUCUGUCAGCAUUCUUAAUUGUACAUUUAUUCAUCAGGUAUUUAUAGUGAAUCAUACUGUAAAAAAGAGGUAGCAUGAUAUGCUGGAAAGCAUAUUAGACUAGGAGUCAAGACCUGGUUUCUAGUCUUGGUUUUGCCAUUAAUGUGCUGCAUGAUCUUGGGAAAAUCAUUUACCCUAAAUAAGGGUGGUGGACUAUCUUGAAGAACCCUUUCAACUCUAAAAAUUGACCCUAUCAACUGGAGAGCCUAUAAGGCAUAGGGAAUAGAGAAAAGGGACAUGUUUUCAGUUUUCUUUUUUAUUUUGGUUAUGCUUAAAUAUGAAUGUAAUUACCAAAAGAUUUAGAAGUGCAUGUGCUUUGGAGGAUUUGUAUUGAGCUUUUACAGUAUUCAUUUUUCAACUCAAGGCAAUGGCUUUCUACACCAACUCUAAUCCAUAAACGGGUCUUAUGACAUCCAUGAAGUAGUAGCAAGACAUGCUUAGUGUGUAUUUCUCUCUUUGAGACACUGUAAUUUCUACCAGAAAUUUCCAGAGCAUUAUGUAAGUAGAAAAAAAUGCAAGCAAGCUGUUAAAGAUCUUGGAUCCCAUUAUAUAGUAUGUAUAGCUGAAAUCUGUAAUUCAAUCACUUUUUCUCUUUUAUCCUCUAACCAAAAAAUUGUUUAAUUUUGCAUCCCAAAUGUUUUUAAUCUUUGUAUAUUUUUUAAAAAUCCUUUUCUCCUCAUCAUUGCCUUUUUUGUGGUUGUAAAUAGACUUACUUGCACUUUGAAGAUGAGUUACUCCUUGUCAUCUUACAAAUAUGUGAUAUGGUAAUUUUCAUAACAGAUGUCAGUUUUGAACCAAGAAUUGGUGAUUUGUUUAUAAGAAAAAAACUGGCUUCAUUUCUGUGAAAUUGCUCUUUGAAAAUUUCUUUUUACACGUGUAAGCCAACUGAGAUACCGUGAUGGUGUUGAUUUCUUUCAAUGAUGCUUACCAUCUAUUUUAGCCACUGAGCCUUUUAUUAUUUGUCUAUUUGUAAAGUUUAUUUGUCUUAACUCAUUUAAUAAAUAUACUGUUUAUCUGUUUCUGAA